UCUUAGUGUCAAGAUGCACCUUGUAGUGACGUUAAUGAUGUUCAUAUCACUGGGAAUAUUUGUCGGUGGUGACCCAUCAUCCUACAAGUACGAUGACAAAGAUGAGUGGCCGCUACAGUUCCCCCUCCACUGCUCGAGGCACCGCCAAUCGCCCAUCAACAUCAGGGACUCAAUUGCUGCAGCAAAGACUGUUGAUGAUCUCUUGUAUACGAACUACGAGUUUCCUCCUUCAAACGUAACUGCCACCAACAACCACCACACUUUAUCUUUGACUGGCACAUUCCCCAUGGGAUUGCCCCUGCUCUCGGGAGGCGGAUUGAUCGGAGUCUAUGAAGUGACUAACCUGCACUUCCACUGGGGCAGCGACGACUCGCAAGGCUCCGAACACACCAUUGACGGACAAAGGUUCCCUCCCGAGAUGCAUAUCGUCCACAACAAACAAGGGACAGACCGGCAUUCUUUCCUAGCCGAUAAACAAGGCUUGGCUGUGCUCUCCGUGCUCUUCCACGUAUCACCGGCCGACAACGAGGCUCUCACUCCAAUCUUGGAAGCUAUUCCAGCUAUAAUAUCAGGAGAGCAGAGCGCGGUGUUGCAAGGAGCCAGCGCCCUGAGCGCGCUACUGCCGCGCAACAAGCAAGUGUUCUACCGCUACCCCGGCAGCCUCACCACGCCGCCCUGCAGCCAAGCCGUCGCA
Molecule: messenger RNA, 694 nt
Organism: Hyalella azteca
Lineage: Eukaryota; Metazoa; Arthropoda; Malacostraca; Amphipoda; Hyalellidae
Product: carbonic anhydrase 9-like
Exons: 6
Cellular component (GO): plasma membrane
Molecular function (GO): carbonate dehydratase activity; zinc ion binding
Source: RefSeq, a predicted model, not a curated record